Messenger RNA from Closterium sp. Naga37s-1, 5784 nucleotides. The record is from the annotation of a GenBank genome assembly. NCBI's taxonomy places the organism in Eukaryota, Viridiplantae, Streptophyta, Zygnematophyceae, Desmidiales, Closteriaceae.
AUGGGCCCGCCUGGCGGCGAUGCGGUAGCGGCGGCGGCGGAGAAUACGAAGUGGCACAGCGCGCGAGAGAGGCAGACCGUCCUCGCCGUCGCUUCCGCCACCGCUGACGUCAUCAGAUCCCAGGGAUUGUCGCCGUCACCCACGGCGUACUUUGCGGCGCUUAUUUCGGCGUUGGAGACGGCGGAGUCUUUGAAAUCCGCGGUUGAAAUUCGAGGAGCGGCCGGCACGGGAGGAUCUCGCAGCGUAAACCCCAAACCCUUCGAUAAACCUGUGAACGGUCUGGAUGCUGUCUUAGCGCUGCUGGAUCUCGCGAUCCCUCUCACGCCAGAGUCGAUCGUACGGCUGAACGCAGCCCGGCUCCUGCCACUGCUAACUGCCGCCGUCGAUCUUUGGGGGGCUACAAACGCAACCGGACCUACUAAUAGCGCGGAUAAGGUGGUAGGAGAAGAAUUGAUGGAGGAGGAGGACGAAGCUGGCAAAACGACAAAAGGCCCGGGCGGCAGUGUGGGCGGCACAGGGCAGGCGUGGGCGGAGGAUCGGCGGAGGGUGGUUGCGGCGGCGGUGGAUUGUCUGGGGUAUGUGAUUGCAGCGAGGGUUGCGGGCUGCGGCGACCCCAAGAACGCGUGGACGGCUGACGUGGCGGCGGGUUUUAAGGCGGUGUUGGAUCACUCUGUAGCGAGUCAGCCGAAGGUUCGCAGCGUGGCGCAAUCCGCCCUCCUGAAGCUUCUCAGGACCUUCCGCGCCUCUCCCGCCGCCCUUGCCGCUGCCUCGACAGCACUCGUCGAUUUCGCCGACGCCCUCAUCGUCCGGGCGCUCGCUCCUUCCAAGCAGCUCGAACAGCCACGUCAGCAGCAGCAAUCGUUACAAGAGGCAGCUGCGACGUCAGCGGCAGCAGUGCUCCGUUUCAUCUCCUGCCUCCGCCCGCUGCUCCCGCUCCUCUCCCCUCCCUCCCUGCCACGUGUCACUCUCCGAUUGGUCGAGCUUCUCGAGAUUCGACACCCUCUUCUCGCCUGCCGUGUGCUGGACGCCCUCCACUCGCUUAUGUCAGCUCCAGCCCCGGCCACGUCAGCUGCAACGUCACCCGUCUCUAAAUCCCUCAUUUCAGAGGUGGUGGCGCGACUGCUGAAGCAGGAGGGGGAGAGACAGGCGAUGGGGGGAGGGGCGGGCGGCGGGUGGGGGGCAGGGGGCGGGGGAGGCGCAGGGGGGAGGGGGAAGACGGAUGUAGCAGCGGUGCGUGCUCUGCUGGAGUGCGUGCGGGCGGCGUUGAUUCGUCUGCAUGCGAUGGACGCUGAGGCGUGCGUCAGCCUGCUGCCGUCCACGUUCUUCACUCUCAUUGACAACCUGGCGAGCGGGCACGAGGAGGUGGCAUUCGCCACAGCGGACUGCCUCAAGGCGCUUAUCUGCGCCUGCAUAUCCCUCUCCCACCUCCCUUCUCCCAUCACCACCCCUCUCCCCCCUUCCCCUCCACCUUCUCCCCAAACCAGACAACCUGGCGAGUGGGCACGAGGAGGUGGCAUUCGCCACAGCGGACUGCCUCAAGGCGCUUAUCUCCUCCUGCCUCGACGACACUGCUGUCGCCGCCUCUGCUGGCCUCAGGGUGGUGCUUCAAUUCAAUGCAGUGCUCUGCUCUUCCCAUCAUCCCCACCCCCCCCUCAUAAACCAGACAACCUGGCGAGCGGGCACGAGGAGGUGGCGUUCGCCACGGCGGACUGCCUCAAGGCUUUAAUCUCCACCUGCCUCGACGAUGCUGCUGUUGCUGCCUCUGCCGCUAUCGUGCAGCAGCGCCAGGCACAGGAAGGCGCAGGGGGGGAAGCAGGGGGAGCAGGGGGAGGGGGAGGGAAGGGGAAAGCGCCGGUGGAGCGGGUGUGUGUGGCAGUGGAGCGGGCGCUGGGGUAUCAGCUCCGUGCCUCGUGGGACCUGUCGUUGCUUCUUGUGGCUACCCUGUUCGAUCGUAUAGGUGAGUGUUCUUGCAAGGACGGACACGAGGGGAAGGGCAGUGAGGGAGAAAGGGUGUGGGUGGGGGUGGAGGGAUUGGGGAAGGGGAAAGCGCCGGUGGAGCGAGUGUGUGUGGCGGUGGAGCGGGCGCUGGGGUAUCAGCUCCGUGCCUCGUGGGACCUGUCUCUGCUUCUAGUUGCUACCCUCUUUGACCAUAUUGCGUUGAGCGGGCCCCCAACGCUUCCGCAGCGCUACUGCCCGCUCAGCUCAACCACCCCUCCUUCUCUGCUUCCUUCAUCCCAUCUCUUCCUCGCCCCAACCCUCACCACGCUGGCCGAUCUGCACGACUUCCCAGACACAGACACGGCCCAUCGCAAGCACCUGCACGCUGCUCUCGGCGCUGCUUUUACCCCAUGCCGCUCUGUCUCCCUCUACCCCCUCUUAUGCCCCCCAAACGCAGGUCCCUCCUCCCACCUCUUCCUCGCCCCAACCCUCGUCACCCUUGCUGAUCUGCACGACCUACCAGACACAGAGAUGGCCCACCGCAAGCACCUGCACGCUGCUCUCGGCGCUGCUGUUGCCGCUAUGGGCCCCUCCCGCUUCCUCUCCAUCCUCCCUCUCGGCCUUGACCCUGAACCUGCUCCCGCACCUGCUGCCGGACCUACUGCCUCCGCAGCAGCAGCAGGAGUGGCAGCAGCAGCAGCGGCGGCGGCGGCCACUCCCGCGGCGCCACGUGUGUGGCUGCUGCCAAUCCUGCGCCGCCACACGGCGGGCGAGUCGCUCUCCUUGGUCCUCACCGCCCUCCUCCCCCUCUCCCACCACCUCCUCCUUGCCGCCCAGCAAGCCCGCUCGCCCCAGGUCGACCGGCCAAUCGCGGCCAAGCAGCUGGCGGCGCUGCGGGCGGCGGUGUGGUCGCUGCUGCCCGCUGUCGCCAGCCUGGCGCCGGACACUGCGCAGGUGUUUCCGCACUUAGCUAAGCACCUGGCGGAAGCAGUGGCAGCAGGAGGGAAGGGCGAUGAGGGCGAUGGAAUCCGGUCUGCAGUCUGUGUCACCCUGCAGCUGAUGGUGGAUCAGAACCGCAUGGCCAUGGGUCGUCCGCCCCUCUCCAAGCGCCUCACAGCCUUUGAUGGCCUCUCAGGUGCUCCCACCACCGCCCUUGCUGCUGCCAUCACGGACAGUGCUGCUUCUGACUCUGCUGGAGCGGCUGCUGCUGCUCCCUCUGCAGCACCUGAAGCAGAAGCAGCGUUCCGGGCGGCCCUAGAGGACGACGACGACACCACCGAUGCCGAGCGCCGCGCGUGGCGCCAGCUCACCGCUGACGUGGCAGCCGCCAACCUGGCGGCCAUGUCAGGCUCGGCCCGUCCCUUCCUCCCGAUGCUGUUUGACGCGUUCGUGGCGGCCCCAUCAGCCAAGAGGGGCGAACUUCAGAGUGCCAUCGGGGCUCUCGCUGCUGUGGCUGACCCGGCGGCCCUCCGACUGUUCUUCACGAAUAUCAUGAGCAAACUGCUCUCCGCUACACACGCUGCUGCCUCUGGUGGUGCUGCUGCUGGUGCCGGCGCAGCAGCAGGAGCAGGGGAUGUGAGCAAGGAAGCCGGAGAGAAGAGGGCCAUGCUCAUGGAUCUCUCGCUCUCCCUGCUACCGGGCCUGGACGUGGAGUGCUGCCGUGCGCUCUACAACGCAACGAGGCCCGCCAUCCAGGACAAGUCUGCUGCCGUGCAGAAGAAGGCUUACAAGCUCCUCGCAUCACUGCUUGAGACACACCCAGAGCUCCUGAGCCAGCAAUCCGAGGGCGUGGCAGGGGGAGCACCAGGCGGAGCAGCAGGGGGAGGCGUGCUAGCAAAGGCAGUGUUGGAGGAGCUGCUGAUGGGCGUGGGUGGGGUGCACUCGCCGUCUCGCCACUACCGCAUCAAGAGCCUCUCAGCCGUGCUGCUGCAUCUGGCUCGCUCCAAUGUUCCGGCGUUUCAUGAAGCAGUGGCUGCCACACUCACUGAGAUUGUGCUGUCCGUGAAAGAGGUGAACCGCAAGGCACGCGACGCAGCCUAUCAGCUCAUCAUAGCUCUCGCCAAGGAGAUGCAGCGACUGGCAGACGAGCAGCACGAGCAGAAAUUCUUGGCGGCUGGAGGGAUCAUGUACGGCGGUUUCAGUGGCGAUCAGUCCAUGGAUGGUGCUGGUUCCGCUGAUGAUGAUGAUGCCGAUUCGCCCUUCCUCAAGUUCUUCACCAUGGUGAUGGCAGGGCUAGCCAGCAGCACCCCGCACGGCCAGAGCGCAGCAGUGAUGGCCCUGGCUCGCCUCAUCUUCCACUUCUCCUCCUCGCUGCUCCACCUCGUCCCCUCGCUCCUCCCGUCCCUCCUCCUCCUCUUCCGCUCGCCGCACCGCGAUGUGCUCAAGGCGUGUCUGGGCCUGGUGAAGGUGCUAUCUGUGCGCCUGGAAACUGCUGACCUGGAGGCUCACCUGCCGGCGAUCAUGAGUGCUCUGCUGUGCACGAAUGAAAUCGUUGCAACCAGGUUCAAGGCCAAGGUGCGCAAGAUAGUGCAGCGGCUGGCGAGGCGAUGCGGCCAUGCGACGGUGGCAGCAGUGGUGCCGGAGGAGCAUCAGCGCCUGCUCACGCACAUCCGCAAGGAGGUGGCCCGAGCAGCCAAAGCCAAGGAGAAGAAGCGCGGAGGAGCGGGGGCGAAGGGCUCGCAGGCAGAGGAUGGGGAGGAGGGCGGUGACGGGCGGUCGACCAUGUCGGGCAGAAGCAGGGCGAGAACGAGCGACUGGAGCCACUCCAACCUCUUUUCCGACACGUCAGCGGACGGCGAUUUCAGCGAUGACGAGGAUUACGGCGAUGCUGACGAGGACGAACGCAGCGUGUUCGGCGGCAAAUCACGCGCCGCCAAGUCAGCAUCCCGCCAGGACGGGUCAAAAAAGUAUGCGUGGUCGAACGCGCUCUCGUCCAGGGUGGGCAAGAAGGCGCAGCACGGCAGGCCACAGCUGCACGAGCGGAUCACAGAGACAGGUGGCGACACGCCAUUGGACCUGCUCGAUCUCGCAGGCACGCGCAGGGCCCUCUCUGCGCCCCUGCUCAAGCCCACCCGCGGAACCCUUUCCUCUGGUGGUGGUGGUUCGAAGCGGCAUCGUGAUGGGGGUGCGGAGGGGGAGGGGGAGGAUUCGGGAUUCGAGUAUACAGAGGAUGGAAAGAUAGUUGUUCCGGAUGAGAUCGAAGGGGGAGAGAGUGGUAGAGGGAGGAGGGGAGGAGUCAAGAAGGGGGUGGGGGCAGGUGGGGAGGAUGACGGAGAGGGGAAUCUGGAUUAUGGGGUAAUGGAGGAUGAUGACGUGGCGAUGGGUGAUGCCAGCCUGGCAUCUGCGAGGGCUGCUGAGCUGGCUUUUGGCCGGCGUGUCCGCGGGGCGCGAGGUGCAGGAGGAGGAGGAGGAGGAGAAGGGGGAGAAGAGAGAGGGGGUGCUGGUGCUGGUGGUGGUGGUGGGAGGAAAAAGGCCAAGGCCAAUUCUGGCCAGGCCAUUCCUUCUGGUAAGGAUAAACGUGGCGGGAAGAAGCAGACUGGUAGUGGUAGUGGGUGGUCUUAUACAGGGGAUGAAUAUGCCGCAGGCAGCGGGCGGCGUGCGGGCGGCGAUGUGAAGAAGGAAGGGAAGCUGGAGCCUCACGCAUACUGGCCGUUGGAUGCAAAGAUGCUCAAUCGGAGGGCUGGGAAGCUUGCAGCGGCACGGAGGGGAAUGACCAGUGUGAUGGGGGCGGGGGGGAAGAAGGGGGGAGGGGGAUCGGGAGGGGGAGGAGGAACAGGAGGAGGGAAGGGUGGGGCGGGGAAGAAGCAGCACAAGGGGCACAAGGGGAAGGGGAAAGGAAAGGCGUAG